Molecule: messenger RNA, 8758 nt
Organism: Protopterus annectens (West African lungfish)
Lineage: Eukaryota; Metazoa; Chordata; Ceratodontiformes; Protopteridae
Gene: DSP
Product: desmoplakin
Exons: 24
Coding region: 182-8467 (2761 amino acids)
Biological process (GO): wound healing; skin development; intermediate filament cytoskeleton organization
Cellular component (GO): cytoskeleton; cytoplasm; intercalated disc
Molecular function (GO): structural molecule activity
Source: RefSeq, a predicted model, not a curated record
UUGGCAGCGGAGACAGUCUUUUCACUAGUACUCGUAUUCCCGCAGCCGCCUCAUAGAGAAAACAGGAGCGCACCUUUCUCCGCCUACUUUUAGCUUCCGGGCUCCUUUCUACUUGUUGAAACUAUCGGUGUAAUCCGAAGACGGUUUUCCUUUGUAGAUUUGAGAGGUUGAAUUGUGCGCUAUGAGCCUGUAUGGAUCUCAGUCGAGACUGAACACUCUGGGACAGAUAGGCCGUUCUGACUCCGGACAGGACUUAAACAUGACUUACAGAAGACAGGAUUAUUACGAACGAGGUGGAUCUAUGAGGACAUCGGGACAGUAUGGCGAUGUUUUCGGAGACGGGUAUGGCCCACCUGUAAUGGGCGUAAGAGAGAUGGAUGCCAUUCAAAGGCUUUUCAGCAAUGGCCAAGAAAUGGCUGCUAGGACUGAAGAUGCUCUUCACAAGGCAGAUUAUCUCCUGCAGGAAAUGAAAUAUGGUGCUGACCCAGCUAAUGCUGGAGAAAUACUCGAUUUCUUGCAGUUAGCAAAUGAUAAACUUGCGACUCUCAGAUCUAUUAUUAUGGAACUGAAUGCUGCGGGCCAGAACUGUGAUGCACUGGACAAAAGGCAUAGAAAACUUUCCAACCAAAUGACCUCUUUGUUUAUGCAAGCUGGUUAUAGUGGUGGUGGUGGUGGUACAUAUGUCGUCACCAGUAGCGGUGGUGGUGGAGGUUUUGUCACCGGUAGCAGUGGCGGUGGAGGUUUUGUAACCAGUAGCAGUGGCGGUGGAGGUUUUGUCACCAAUAGCAGUGGCAGUGGAGGUUUUGUCACCAGUAGCAGUGGUGGCAGUGGUGGCUCGGUCCUUCGAAAGUCAAGCUACAAGGGUACAUUUUCAUCACAGAGCAAUCCAGGAUGGGAUGACCAAACUAAAAGGGCUGUUGCUGAUGCUAUGGGUUGGAUGAGACAGCAGAAAAGGUUAAUUGAAACAGCAGACUGGGGUGUUGAUUCUGCAGCAAUUGAGCAGCAGAUUGCAGGCCAGCAAAGACAUCACAAUACACUCCAGAGCUACCGCUUUCAGCUGGACAACGUGAAGCACGAUGUGAAAGAGAAGAGUGCACUUUAUCAACUGGACCAGGAGUACGACAGCUUGUUGAAAAUGUCACGUGACCGAAUGGAGCAACUGAGGCAGCUGCAAGCGUUCAUUGAGGCGAUGUCUGCUGAGAUCAUGUGGGUUAACGAUCGCGAGGAGGAGGAGCUCCUUUAUGAUUGGAGUGACAAGAACACCAAUAUCCUCCAAAAGCAGGAGGCUUUCUCUAACCUCAUGAGUCAACUGGAAACAAAGGAAAAACGCCUGAAUAAGUUAAAGCAGGACAGUGAUGCAUAUGUGACGAGUCAGCACCCUGCAGCUGAGAAGAUUGAAGCAUACACUGAUACAUUGCAGACUCAGUGGAGCUGGCUUCUUCUUCUCACAAAAUGUAUUGAUGCACAUCUGAAAGAGAAUGCAGCUUACUUUCAGUUCUUUGAGGAGGCUCAGAGCACUGAAAAUAACCUGAAGUCAAUACAAGAGUCGAUGAGAAAGCGUUUCACUUGUGACAAAAACAUGUCUUUGCAGCAAGUCUUGGAUGGGCUAAAAGAGCUGGAGAAAGAGCAUGAGAGGAUCCAGGAGUACAAGAGACAAGUGCAGAGCCUAGUAAACAAGUCCAAAAAAAUUGUGCAGUUGAAACCUCGUAGUCCAGAUUACAGGAUUACCAAACCCGUCAUUCUGAAAGCCCUCUGUGACUAUAAACAGGAGCAGACAGUUAUUCACAAAGAUGAUGAGUGCAUUUUGAAGGACAACUCACAACGAAGCAAGUGGCAGGUAACUGGCCCAGGAGGACUGGAUAUGGUUGUCCCAUCUGUAGUUUUGCUUGUCCCUCCCCCAAAUCAUUUAGCAGUGGAUCUUGCUUCCAAGAUUGAACAGUAUUAUGAAGCCAUUUUGUCACUUUGGAAUCAGCUUUACAUUAAUAUGAAGAGCUUGCUGUCUUGGCUGUACUGCAAGAUUGACAUUGAGGCAAUUCGCUCCAUGACUCUUUCUAAGUUGAAGAACAUGCGUCCUGAAGAAUACCAGAAAGUCGUCACAGAUCUAGAAUACCAUUACCAAGAAUUCCUGAGGGACAGCCAGGGCUCAGAGUUGUUUGGGGAAGAAGAGAAGAGAGAAGUCCAGACACAGUUCACAGAUGCUCAGAAGCACUACCAUCUCUUAAUUGUUCAACUGCCAUCAUACCAGGGUCAAAUACUAAUUAAACAACCGACAACAGCUAUUACUACAACAACAGCUACAAGUGUUGGUAGCGUAAAACCUGGUAUUAUAAAGACAUCUGAGAAUGAGGUUGAGUACGGAUCCCAGAGAGUCACAACACAAGAAAGUAUCCUACUUCUGUUGCAGAAGUUACGUGGGAAUUUGGAGACCUAUGACCGCAACAUGUUGAACUGGAUUCACAUCCCCCUAAAUGUUGAUGCCGUUAGGGAUUGCUCUGGAAGAAUAAGUGAGAUGGAGACUGUCCGAAGUGAGGUUACUGCCAUUAGCAAGGAUUUCAAUUUGAAUAAGGAUAGAUACCUUAAUGCGAUAAGUCAAAUGAAUGAUUCUGAGAAGGUCAAAUUUCUGCAAACAGAGAUUGCCAACAUUGAAAAGAAACUGAAAAAUACCUCUGAUCUGUCUGUAUCCUAUAUAGAGAGGCUAAAGAGGAUGCGUGCUCUCCUGCAAAGUAUACUAGAAGCUGAAGACUUGAUUAAAGUGUAUGAGGCCAGACUCACUGAAGAAGAAACAAUUUCUUUGGAUUUCAACCAAGUUGAAGAUUAUAAGAACAAGUUAAAGCAAAUGCUCACAGAUCUGGAUCAGAAAAAGGGUCUUCUCAGAGCCAUGGAAGAUGAGCUGCAGGGGGCGAUAAGUAUAAAUAGCCAGAUGCCGAACUCUCUCCAUAGAUGCGAUGUUGACCUUGCCAAGUACAGUGAGACUGUAACUCAGAUGUCAGACCGCUGGCAGAAGAUCCUGACACAAAUUAAGAACAGGCUUUGGAACUUAGAUGAGCAGGUCAGGCAGCUGAAGAACUACAGAGAAAUGCAUCAGGUCCUUUCUAGGUGGAUCGAUGACACCCGCCGUCGCCAAGAUGCACUGCAUACAGCUAAGCUGGAGGAUUCAAGAAGCAUCUCAGAGGUUCUAAAUCAGCAAAGGACUGUCCAUAGUGAGAUAAAAGGCAAACGAGACAAGGUUGAGGAGUGUGUCAAAAAUGCAGACCAGUGCAGUGGAGCCAUUAAGGACUAUGAACUUCAGUUAGCCUCAUACUCCUCGGGACUAGAAACGCUUCUUAAUAUACCAUUGCAGAGGUCCAUAAUUAAAUCGCCAUCUACCACCAUUCAGCAGGAGUCCACAGAUGUACAAAAACGCUACAUUGAACUACUCACUGAAUCUAGUGACUAUUACAAAUUCUUGAGUGAAAUGCUAAAGAACAUGGAAGAACUGAAGAUGAAAAACACCAAAAUAGAACUUUUAGAAGAGGAGCUCAAAGUGACUCAAGAUGGAAAGCUGGAAAGUUCACAGAAGACAAAGUUUCUCGACGAAAACUUGAGCAAGCUUCAAGCUGAAUGCAGUGAUUUAAGAAACAGACUUGUACGACUGGAAGAUAUGAAACAAAAGACAGAGCUAGAAUGUACCACUGCUAAACAGAGUCUAGACAAAUGCUACAUCCAAAUCAAGGAGCUCAAUGAUAAAAUUACUAGGCUGACAUAUGAGCUUGAUGAAGAGAAAAGAAAAAGAAAGCUAGCAGAGGAAAGAUUUGAGCGACAGAAGGAGGAUUUUGAGGCUACCAUGAAGAAACGAUACCUGGAAAUGGAUGAAACUAAUUGGCAAAAAUUAGACAUGGAAAAAUCCCUGCGGGACAAGGACCGGGAGAUAGAAAGGAUAAAGAGUCUACUCCAGGAUGAGGCAGCACGGAAGCGGGAACUUGAAAAUGAACUAACUAAGGUAAGAAAGCUGUAUGAUGAGGAAAUUCUUGCAUUAAAGAGGACAUAUGAAACAGAAAUUAAUGUCACAAAGACUACAAUACAGCAGAUAUCUGUAAAAAAUGAGGAAGAUAAUAUUAGUUACAAACAGCAGUUUGACAAACUUUUAAGGGAGAAGCAAGGUUUAUCAGAGGAACUUAACCGCAUAAGGAACUCAAUUAACCAAAAGGAUUUAGCUUUGAAAAAUAUGGAACAAGAUGUUCGACAGCAGAAGGUGUUUGGCACGGAGACCUCCAGGCAGAAGCAGGAGCUAGAGAUAGAAAUACGACAGAUCACUUUGCAAAAGACCGAAGAAGUUAGAAAAUUAAAUGAAAUGCUUGCAGAUGCCAGAAAGGCUAUUCAGGACAAAGGAAGAGAUGCUGAUAAGCUGAAGGUGCAGUUAGAUGAGGAAGCGAGAAAACGAAAGUCUUUAGAAGUUGAAAAUGAUAAGCUGAAGCAAAUCCAGACUGACAUUCAGAAAAAGUACCAAAGUGCAGCAGAAUCAGUUAACCAGCUAAAGACUACAGAACAGGAGUUCAGAGUGGUGAAAAUGGAUAUGGACAGGCUAUUGAGGGAAAAAGGAAGAUUAGAGCAAGAAAGUUCAAGGUUGCAGAAUAGCUUAAAAGAAGCAAAUCAUCAUAAGUAUAAGUUGGAGGAGGAACUUACUGUUCAAAGAAAGGCUGCAACAGAAGAAUCCAUACUGAGGAAGAAGCUGGAGGAAGAGCUUCAGAGGGUACGUAAUGCAUGCAGGGAGCAUACUGAUAAAAUCACAAAGCUAACAAAUCAGAUUGAAGAGUUUACUUUGAUAAAGAGAAGACAUGAAACAGAGCUUAGAGGUGAAAAGGAAAAUAUAACUCAGCAUUUAAAGGAGAAGCAGGAAGUCACUGAGACAUUAAACAAAAUGACAAACGAAGUUGAGGAUUUGCGGCGCCAACUCGCUCAAGAAAAAGAGAAUGUUAAGCAGGCAGUUAAUAGAAAUGAAAGCCUGCAGAAAGCAAUAGAAGAGAAAACUAGAGGUUUGAAUGAAAGUAAAACAGAGAUAGACAAGCAGCAGAUUCUGACGCAGAAUCUCACAAAAGAGCGUUUGAGACUAGAGGAGGAGCUGCGAAACCUAAGAGCUGAAUAUGAUGACAUUAAAAAGAACAGGCGAGAUGCGGAAGUGGAGGCAAAUUCCACAGUCAAUGAAUUAAAACUUCAGUUGCAGACAAGCAGCAAACGAACCCUUGAACUUCAGGGGCUGAUUAAUGAGUUGCAGAAAGAAAGAGAAAAAUUAAGACAAGAAAUUGACAAAUUCCAAAAUCAAGCUAUGGAGGCAACUAGUAUGAUUCAUGAGUCCCAGUCUCUAUAUAAAGAUCUUACACAAGAGAAGGAAAGCUUACUUUUGAAGGUAAAACUUUUAGAGCAAGACAAAGCAAGACUACAAAAGCUUGAAGAUGAGCUGAGUCGUAUCAGAGUUUCACUGGAAACCGAAAUGCGUGUCAAACAGAGACUGCAGGAUGAGAACCAACAACUCAAAAAUGAUUUUGCCCACUGGAAGAGUCAGUACGAUGUCAAGGAAGAGAUUGUUAGAAGAUAUGAGCUAGACAAGCACAAUCUUGAAAGAGAAAGAUCGUCUCAGAAAAGUGAGGUUGAUAGGCUGAUGGCUGAGAUUAAGAUGCUCGAGGAAAGAUACAAACGUAAAAUGGAAGAAUAUGAUCGAGAACGGAAACUGGAACAGGAAACAGUAACCAAGAAAAUGCAAAUGGAGAUUGAUAAGCUUAACCAGCGACCGUAUGUGUCCAGCAAGGAGACUCAGACUGCUGAAGAUAUGACUAUGCUAGACUCCUCAAAACUUAUGUUCAGUGGACUGCGAAAACAAGUUUCAGCUCGCCAGCUCUUUGACUGUCAGCUUAUUGACAAAUCAACUUUGGAAAAACUGGUGAAGGGUCAGAAGUCAAUAGAGGAGGUUACUUCUGAUAUUGAGCCCUUCCUUAAAGGAUCAGGAGUAAUUGCAGGAGUUUUUGUUACACCCAAAGAAAAAUAUUCCAUGAAACAAGCUAAGGAAAAAAAUCUUCUUAAGCCAGAUACUGCUUUGAUGCUUUUAGAAGCACAGGCAGCCACAGGUUACAUCAUUGACCCACACAGAAAUGACAAGGUGUCAGUUGAAGCUGCAGUCAAUCGAGAUGUAGUCGACUAUGCUGAUAAAGAAGCCCUGCUUACAGCUGAGAAAGCAGUCAUUGGUUUUAGUGAUCCUUUUUCAGGUAAAACCGUGCCAGUGGCCGAAGCAGUCAAGAAAAAUCUAAUUGAUAGAAAAACUGGACUUCGGUUUUUAGAAGCACAGCUUGCUGCAGGAGGCAUUAUUGACCCAGUGAAUAGUGUGUUCUUACCAAAGGACAAGGCUCUUAGCCGUGGUCUUAUAGAUGCUGAAAUAUAUAGCAUACUCAGUGAUCUUCAUGAUAACUCUGGAAGUUUUCUUGAGCCAUCAACCCAGAAGAAUACGACCUACCUUAAACUAAAGCAAAAGUGCAGAACUGAACCCCACACUGGCUUAUUGAUGUUACCAGUUGUCAAGAAGAGUGUAUCAUUUGUAGGGAUUAGAGGACAAAUCCCACUGGAAACUUUAGUGACUGCUCGUGUUGUCAACAAAGAUACUGCCACUAAACUUGAAGAAGGUACUGUCUCUUUGGAAGAAGUAAGUGAGAAGAUAAAGACAUUUCUUGAGGGCUCCAGUUGUAUAGCAGGCAUAUAUAAUGAAGCUACUGGAGAAAAACUUGCAAUAUAUCAUGCGAUGAAGACAGGCUUGGUAAGACCAGGUACAGCACUUGAGCUUCUGGAAGCACAAGCAGCAACUGGUUUUAUAGUAGAUCCUGUAGGCAAUUUGCGAUUACCAGUAGAAGAAGCUUAUAGAAGAGGUCUAAUUGGACCAGAAUUCAAAGAGAAACUUAUGUCUGCAGAACGUGCUGUUACUGGAUAUAGAGACCCAAUAACUGGAAAACUCAUAUCCUUAUUCCAGGCGAUGAAAAAAGAACUGAUUGAAAAAGGGCAUGGCAUUCGCCUGCUGGAAGCACAAAUUGCAACGGGUGGAAUUAUUGAUCCUGAUGGGAGCUAUCGCUUACCUGUUGAUGUUGCUUAUGAACGUGGAUAUUUUGAUGAGGAACUAAAUGAAAUCCUUCUAGACCCUACUGAUGACACAAAGGGAUUCUUUGAUCCAAAUACUGAAGAAAAUCUAACUUAUCUUCAGUUGAAGGAAAGGUGCAUUGUUGAUAAUGGCACCGGGCUUUGCUUGCUUCCACUAAAAGACAAGAAAAAGGUACUGAAGACCUCUCAGAAAAAUACACUAAGAAAACGCAGAGUUGUAAUAGUAGAUCCAGAUACCAACAGAGAAAUGACAGUACGUGAAGCAUAUCACAAAGAUCUGAUAGACUAUGAGACGUUCCUGGAACUCUCAGAGCAGGAGUGCGAAUGGGAAGAAAUAACUAUUUCAGCUUCAGACGGAUCAAAUCGAGUAGUUCUCGUAGACCGAAAAACAGGCAAACAGUAUGACAUUCAAGAGUUUAUUGAAAAAGGACAUAUUGAUAAAAAAUAUUAUGAACAGUAUCGUGCUGGUACAUUAUCUCUCACUCAGUUUGCAGAUAUGUUCUACAGGAAUGGCAGUGAAAUAACAUUCACAUCUAACAGAGUUGAUUCAUUGAGUAAAACUCCAAGUUCUCCAUUGCUUCAGAGCCCAAAAUUUAAAAUUUCUUCUGAAACACUUGAAGAUAGCAGUCCUAUUGCUGCUAUAUUUGAUUCUGAAACACUGGAAAAAAUAACCAUCACAGAAGCAAUGCGCAGAAAUCUUGUUGACAGCAUAACUGGCCAAAGGUUAUUGGAAGCCCAGGCAUGUACAGGUGGCAUAAUAAAUCCAGGCACUGGACAGAAACUUUCACUUACAGAUGCUGUAGUCCAGGGUAUUAUAGACCAGGAAAUGGCAGGAAGGCUGAAACCAGCUCAGAAGGCACAUCUGGGUUUUGACAAUGUAAGAGGCAAGAAAAGAUUAUCAGCAGCAGAAGCAGUGAAAGAAAAAUGGCUGCCAUAUGAGGCUGGACAGCGUUUUCUUGAGUUUCAAUAUAUCACUGGAGGCCUUGUUGAACCUGAUGCACCAGGAAGAGUUAGUACUGAAGAAGCCAUUAGAAAGGGAAUGAUUGAUGGACGUACUGCACAAAAACUUCAGGACACCAGCAACCACCCUAGAAUUCUAACAUGUCCCAAAACCAAGUUGAAAAUUUCUUACAAAGAGGCAAUGGAUAGAUCAAUGGUAGAAGAGAAGACUGGACUGAGAAUGCUAGAAGCCACUUCAACAUCUUCCAAAGGAAUAAGCAGUCCCUACAAUUUAUCUGGGCCAAGCUCUCGAUCAGGCUCUCGCCCUGGAUCAAGAAGAGGGAGCUUUGAUGCAUCUUCAUCAUCGGUCAAUUAUACUUUCACAUCCUACACCAGCAGUUCCACAGGAUAUUAAUAGCUUAGGGUCAAACUUUACUCAGUAGUUGUUGUCUUCAAUUAUAUGCAUCUGAAAGUCAGUUUUCUUGCUCUCAUACAAAAAUGUCUGAAUUUAUAUUGUAAAAGCUGAGUCUAAUUUUGUUGGUGUUCAUGGGGUGUUGCUUUCAUUUUACUGAAAAAAAGUUAUGUAUUUUUUUAGACUACAUUAUGUACUUAGAACUUGCACUCUGCCUGAAUAAUUAGAAAUUGAAACUAACAUGUAUGUAUAAUACACCUGCUUUUAAAAUAAAAAAAAUCUUUUUUUUCAAAA